CCAAAUUCAUUGACGAAAUGAAUUCCAGUAUUCCACCAACAAGUCUGUCUCUACCAAAGAUUAUUGCCAAUAGUUCAAAUCCUAAAUGCCCAACACGAAGAAGGCACAUAUCGAUUUAGAAAAGGCGAUUCUCCAGCGGAUUCUCCAUGUGGUGGACAGACCUGAGAGCAGCUCUGGGGCAAAGGUUUAAUGUUCAAGGAAUUGCUUCUUCUCUUCUGGUUUUCACUAAAGACAGGAAUUUGAUGAUCCCACACAUCUCAGUGCCAGAUAUAAGGUAUAUUGAUUGGGAUGAGCUGAAGAGAAGAGGCUUUGAAGGGGUGGUGUUCGAUAAGGACAACACAAUCACUGCUCCUUACUCUUUAGGGUUGUGGCCGCCUCUGGAAUUAUCCUUUCAACACUGCAAAUCUCUCUUUGGCAACAACAUAGCAAUUUUCAGCAACUCUGCAGGAUUACUUGAAUAUGACCCUGAUGGCAGAAGUGCUUUGGUUCUUGAGGGUACAAUUGGAAUCAAAGUAAUCAGGCAUAAGAUGAAGAAGCCGGCUGGAACGGCUGAAGAAAUUGUACAACACUUUGGCUGUGACUCCUCAAAACUUAUAAUGGUUGGUGAUCGACCCUUCACAGACAUAGUGUAUGGAAACAGAAAUGGCUUUCUUACCAUUUUGACAGAGCCAUUAAGUCUUGCUCGGGAGCCAUUGGUAGUACGACAGCUUAGGGUAAUAGAAAGGGCCCUUCUGAAACGUUGGUCUGCGAAAGGGUUGAAGCCAAAAACUCACGAACUUCUUCCUGAUAACAUGCUGAGUGUAAAAGACAAACCUCUAUAGGAAGAAGAAAUAUGUUUAUAGUGAAACAAGAACUGUACCUGUAUCUAUCAUCUCCAUUAGUGGCUGCUAUUUAUGGAAGAGCAAAGAAAUGUAUAUAUCUCUGACUCAUCAUCUUAGCUUGAGUUUUGUCUUUGCGGAUAAAGGAGUAAUUAGGAGCGCUAAUUUCCAUUGGUUCAUUCUCCUUGAAGGAGCAAAGGGAAGGACCGUCGAUAUGAAUUCGAGAGCAAAAUCUGAAUGGGUUUUCUGUUGGAAAGGUUUUGAAAUUGGGAGCUAGGGCAAAGACUUGCAAUAUGAGAUUUUUAUGAGUAUCAUUUAUCUCUCUCUCUCAUUCACCAUUUUUGAGCUGCUAAGGAUGGAGCUCAUCACAAGCACCAUGAGGAAGCAUGCUUCUUUCUUCACCUUUGCUACAAUGGUGGCUUUGUUCUCCCACAGUUUGGUCAUCCCUGUAAUGUCCACCGCUGAGUAUUACUCUCCUAAACCCACCAC
Molecule: messenger RNA, 1307 nt
Organism: Cuscuta campestris
Lineage: Eukaryota; Viridiplantae; Streptophyta; Magnoliopsida; Solanales; Convolvulaceae
Source: the annotation of a GenBank genome assembly